Molecule: messenger RNA, 411 nt
Organism: Tetrahymena thermophila SB210
Lineage: Eukaryota; Ciliophora; Oligohymenophorea; Hymenostomatida; Tetrahymenidae
Product: transmembrane protein, putative
Exons: 1
Source: RefSeq, a predicted model, not a curated record
AUGUUAAAUAAACUAAUUCUUCUUAUUCCUAUUUAAAUAAUAAUAAUAACGAUGAUUUAUCUUAAAGUAAUAGUUUUAUUCAGGUCUUAGAUUCAUCUGAACAAGGAAUUACUGAAACUUAUUUAACAAACAGAGAUAAAAAUAUAGAUGCCAAUUAGAGUGAUACCCAAACUUCAUUCAAUCUUUCUCCUUCUGUAAAAAAACCACUAACAAUAAAAAAGCUAAGAGAUUCCUUUUAUAGUAAUAAGAAAAGAUUAAGCUUAAGAAAAGAAAUAGAUCAUUCAAUUUAGAAUAUAAGCUUCAAUGGAGAGCCCUUUUAAAAUGAAUAAUAAUAAUCAGAAUAACAAAAAUAUAAACCAAAUUAAUAAUAAACGAUUUAACUAUAAACAAAAAAAUUUAGAAAUUUAAUGA